Molecule: messenger RNA, 3117 nt
Organism: Fragaria vesca subsp. vesca
Lineage: Eukaryota; Viridiplantae; Streptophyta; Magnoliopsida; Rosales; Rosaceae
Product: phospholipase D beta 1-like
Exons: 12
Coding region: 364-3045 (893 amino acids)
Biological process (GO): phospholipid catabolic process; signal transduction
Cellular component (GO): plasma membrane
Molecular function (GO): ADP binding; D-type glycerophospholipase activity; protein binding
Source: RefSeq, a predicted model, not a curated record
GUGUCUGUUAAUUUAACAAUACUGCUUCUGGGUCUUCGUCUUCGUGUUCCAUUGCUACUCCACUCUGACAGCUCAAGUGUUGUUCUUUGGAUUCCUUUCAUUAAUGGUCUCAAGUGUUGAGCAACAGGAAAUUUUGGGGUCUAUGUGAACUGGGUUUUUGCACAUACCCUGAAAGUUUGGGCCUUUAUUGGAUUUCGGUUACUGCAGAUAUAAAUUGAUAUGCAUUUAAAGCACUGAAUCAAAACAGCCUAUGAAUACUUUAAGACAGGAGAAUCAGAUUGAGGCUGUCUAACAGUUAGUAGUCUGGUAUCUAGAGUUUUGUUCUUAGUUCAACUUCUUUGAAGAGGUGAGAGGUAUACUCUGAUGGCCAAUCUGGGUUAUAAGGAAUCGCUGUCAUUUGGAGGCUCAGGCCAUGCGCAGGGGCAACAAGUUGUGCCAUUUGAGAGUGGCGCAUUGAAGCUUUUGCUACAUGGGUCCCUGGUUAUAUGUGUCAAUGAGGCCAAGAACCUUCCUAACAUGGAUGCGUUUCACAAGACUCUAGCAAAUAUUGUUGCCAGAUUGCCUGGGACAGGCAGCAACAAGAUCACUAGUGAUCCGUAUGUGACGGUUUCAGUUGCAGGUGCUGUGGUUGGGAGGACCUUUGUGAUUAGUAAUAGUGAGAAUCCUGUUUGGGAGCAGCAUUUUGAUGUUCUGGUUGCGCAUUAUGCUUCACAGGUGCGUUUUGUUGUGAAAGAUAGUGAUGUGGGUUCACAGCUCAUAGGUGUUGUGGCAAUCCCAGUUGAGCAGAUAUAUUCCGGCAUGAAAGUUGAGGGGACUUAUCCGAUUCUUGGUUCCAAUGGGAAGCCUUGUAAGCCUGGAGCUGCUUUGAGUUUGUCGAUUCAGUAUAUCCCUAUUGAGAAAUUGACCUUUCAUAAUAAUGGGGUAGGUUUGGAUCCUGAUCACCAAGGGGUUCCUGGCACUUACUUUCCUGUUAGGAGAGGCGGUAAGGUUACUUUAUAUCAAGAUGCUCAUGUGCCUGAUGGUUGCCUUCCGAGUAUCAAGCUUGACGACAAUGUUGAGUAUGAGCAUGGGAGUUGUUGGCAAGACAUAUUUGAUGCAAUAAGUCAGGCUCGUCAUUUGAUAUACAUUGUGGGAUGGUCAGUGUACCACAAAGUUAGGUUGCUCCGGGAUGGUAGAACAGAUUGCAUGUUAGGUGAUCUUCUUAAGAUCAAGUCGCAGGAAGGUGUGAGAGUGCUGCUUCUUGUUUGGGAGGAUCCAACUUCUACCAGCAUUAUGGGAUAUAAAACGGAUGGAAUCAUGCAAACCAAAGUUGAGGAAACUCGCCGUUUCUUCAAGCAUUCUUUAGUCCAAGUGCUACUUUGCCCUCGAUCAGCUGGAAAGGGUAGCUGGGUCAAGAAACAGGAAGUAGGAACAAUCUAUACCCACCAUCAGAAAACAGUGAUUGUUGAUGCUGAUGCAGGUCAGUUUAGAAGAAAGAUAAUUGCAUUUGUUGGGGGUCUGGAUCUGUGCCUGGGACGCUACGAUACUCCAGAGCAUCCUAUAUUUAGGACUUUACAGACAGUCCACAUGGAUGAUAAUCAUAACCCUACUUUUUCGGACCGUGUUGUUGGUUGUCCAAGGCAGCCAUGGCAUGAUUUGCACAGUAAAAUUGAAGGUCCAGCAGCAUACGAUAUCCUCGCCAAUUUUCAGGAGCGUUGGUUAAAAGCUUCAAACCCACGUGGGAUUCAGAAUCUAAAAGCACAUGAAGAUGCAUUACUCAAGAUUGAGAGGAUCCCUGAAAUUAUGGGGAUGGCAGAUCUUCCUCAACCGAGUGAGGAUGAUCUAGAAGCUUGGGACGCUCAGGUUUUUCGUUCAAUUGAUUCCACUUCUGUGAGAGGAUUUCCAGAAAACCCAAAAGAUGCUUCGAGCAUGAACCUGGUGUGUGGGAAAAAUGUUUUGAUAGACAUGAGUAUACAUGCCGCAUAUGUCAAAGCAAUCCGCACUGCUCAACAUUUCAUUUACAUAGAAAACCAGUACUUCCUUGGAUCAUCAUAUAAUUGGACCUUGUACAAUGAUUUAGGUGCAAACAAUUUAAUACCAAUGGAAAUUGCUCUCAAAAUUGUGAAUAAAAUUAAAGCAAAUGAGAGGUUUGCUGUGUAUAUUGUUAUCCCCAUGUGGCCGGAAGGUGUUCCUACUAGCACUCCUAUUCAACGAAUUCUCUUUUGGCAGCAUAAAACAAUGCAAAUGAUGUAUGAAAUGAUUUACAAGGCUCUACUGGAGGCUGGACUUCACAAUAGAUAUUGUCCCCAAGACUAUUUGAAUUUCUUUUGCCUCGGUAAUCGUGAGAAACCAAGUGGUGAAGAAAGUUCUUCUGCAAAAAAAUUAAAUGAAGCAAACAAAAAAGAAGCAAACACUCCUCAAGCACUCACUCGGAAGAACCGGCGCUUUAUGAUUUAUGUUCAUUCAAAAGGAAUGAUAGUGGACGAUGAAUAUGUCAUAAUUGGAUCUGCAAAUAUCAAUCAGCGAUCCAUGGAAGGUACCCGAGAUACUGAAAUAGCAAUGGGGGCUUAUCAGCCUCAUCAUACUUGGGCAAGAAAACUCUCAAGUCCACAUGGAAAGGUAUAUGGAUAUAGAAUGUCACUGUGGGCAGAGCAUAUAGGACUUGUUGAAAAAUGUUUCAAGCAGCCAGAGAGUCUUGAAUGUGUCCAAAGAGUAAGGACUUUGAGUGAGCAGAACUGGAGUCAAUACAUAGCCGAUGAAGUCACAGACAUGAAGGGUCACCUCCUGAAAUAUCCGGUUGAAGUUAGUCCAACCGGCAAGGUGGAGCCUCUUCCGGGAUGCGCAGCAUUUCCAGAUGUUGGCGGCUACAUAUUGGGGAGUUCUGACGUUCAGUUUACAGAGUUGACAGGAGAUUUUGAAACAACAGGAGAUGUUCGGUCCAUGGCUUGUAAGUUAUUAUCAGCUCUGUCUCUCUGUUUGGUGAUUUGUUGGAGGUAUCUCCAGCUAGAAUCUUUUUCUAGAAUUAUUAUUACUACACUUUCCAACAGGAAGCCUAAACUCUCAUAACUAUGUAGGAGUAAAAUGUCACAAGUAACACUUAUGACUUCUAAGUUCGAUGACACUUCACUUGUUAGCGUC